This is a messenger RNA of Gavialis gangeticus (Gharial), 5337 nucleotides long. It is a transcript of the gene MIER3, whose product is annotated as MIER family member 3. NCBI's taxonomy places the organism in Eukaryota, Metazoa, Chordata, Crocodylia, Gavialidae. Gene Ontology annotation, molecular function: histone deacetylase binding; transcription corepressor activity. The record is from RefSeq and is a predicted model, not a curated record. The coding region runs from base 1 to 1788 and encodes 595 amino acids. The transcript is spliced from 13 exons. Gene Ontology annotation, biological process: negative regulation of transcription by RNA polymerase II. Gene Ontology annotation, cellular component: nucleoplasm.
AUGCUGCCUGCCUCGAAGAAACAUGCCAGCGGACCUGCCCUGUCGGCGCGGGGCGGCGGGGCAGGGAGCGGAGCGGAGCGGGCGGACCCGCCUCCCUCCCGCAGCUCGCGCCUAACCUGUCGCUCUUGCCUCCCCUCGCAGGCUUCCUUCGGCAGCUCCAGCCCAGUUGGCUCUUUAUCUUCUGAGGAUCAUGAUUUUGACCCCACUGCUGAAAUGUUGGUACAUGAUUAUGAUGAUGAGAGAACCCUUGAAGAGGAAGAAAUGAUGGAGGAGGGCAAAAACUUCAGUUCUGAAAUUGAAGAUUUAGAAAAGGAAGGAAACAUGCCUUUAGAAGACUUAUUGGCAUUCUAUGGCUAUGAACCUACAAUUCCAGUUAUAGCAGGUUCCAGCGCAGAUAGUUCUCCAAGUGAACUUGCGGAUGAACUACCAGAUAUGACUUUAGACAAAGAGGAAAUUGCCAAAGACCUCUUGUCGGGUGAUGAUGAAGAAACACAGUCUUCUGCUGAUGACUUGACACCAUCAGUUACUUCACAUGAAGCAACCGACUUCUUUCCUCGACCAUUAAGAUCAAACACUACCUGUGAUGGAGAUAAGGAAUCAGAUGGUGAAGAUGUAGAGGCAGAUGCUGGUAAUUCAUCUGAAGAUUUGAGGAAGGAAAUAAUGGUUGGUUCACAGUAUCAGGCUGAAAUCCCACCUUACCUGGGGAAGUACAACGAUAAUGAAAAUGCAUAUGAAAAUGAAGACCACUUACUUUGGAGACCAGAUGUGAUUUUGGAGAGUAAAGUGAAAGAAUACCUUUUUGAGACCUCUUUAAGAACUGGAAAUGAAAAAAUGAUUGGCAGAAUUCAUGAAGGAAUACAGACACGGGACAAUGAACAAGCGCUGUAUGAACUUCUGAAAUGUAACCAUAACAUUAAAGAAGCAAUUGAAAGGUAUUGCUCAAAUGGAAAAGCCUAUCAAGAAGAGAUGACAGCGUGGACAGAAGAAGAAUGCAGAAGCUUUGAACAUGCACUCCUGAUUUAUGGGAAAGAUUUUCAUCUCAUACAGAAAAACAAGGUAAGAACUAGGACAGUUGCUGAAUGUGUGGCAUUCUACUACAUGUGGAAGAAAUCGGAACGUUACGAUUACUUUGCUCAGCAGACAAGGUUUGGAAAGAAGAGGUACAACCAUCAUCCAGGGGUAACGGACUACAUGGAUCGCUUGGUCGAUGAAGCAGAAGCCCUUGGUGGUGCAGUACAUUCUACAGCCUUAACUUCUAACAGCAGAACAGAGUCCAUUCCUGAUCAACAGCUAAGCAUUCUGAAUUCUAUCACUGCCAAUGACUUAACAGCAUUGACUAAUAGCGUAGCUACAGUCUGCCACUCUACAGAUGUGAACUGCUUGGAUGAUGCCUUUUCUCCUCUGGACAGCUUACCCCGAGCACCAGUUAAUCAUGUGCCUGUUGUAACAGAAGAGUUGCUUAACUUGCCCAGUAAUGGCGAAAGUGAUUGUUUUAAUUUAUUUGAGACUGGAUUUUAUCACUCAGAGCUAAACCCAAUAAACAUGUGCAGUGAGGAGUCGGAGAGACCUGCCAAGAGAUUAAAAAUGGGGAUUGCGGUCCCUGAAUCUUUUAUGAAUGAUGUUUCUGUAAAUAACCUUGGUGUGGACUUUGAGAAUCACACACAUCAUAUUACCAGUGCCAAAAUGGCUGUCUCAGUGGCUGACUUUAGCAGUCUAUCUGCAAACGAGACAAAUGGCUUCAUCAGCACCCACACUCUACACCAACAUACUGCCCUUCACUCAGAAUGAUUCCAGCAGUGGACUACAAAAACAGUGGGUACUUUAUGCAGUAGCAGUAAACUUGAUGGAAACUAUCAGGUUUGCUUAGUCUUUCACUGGAAGUUUGAACUUUAUGACAUCAGUGAUGUCUUUGUAUGUAUAGAACUAUAUCUUGAUUUAUCAAGAGUAAUUUCAUUUUUCAAUCCAUAAAUGUGGAAAUGUCAUAUGAUGUUCGGCAGAGUUUGGAACUAAGAGAACUCUGUGGUGCAGCUUUAAGCUCUGCUUCAAUUUUUUUUCUUUUUUUAAAGCCUGUAGACAGAGUCCACCAUCUCAAAACCAGCACAGAAGUUCUGAACUGAUUGGAGUGGCUUUUUAGUCUAAGUUACUUUUGCCGUAACAGAUGCAGUGGAAUAACGAUGUUUACAGGUACCAGUCCUGAUUCCCUGCUCAAUGUAGCAUUUUUUUUUUUUUUAAUAAAGGCAGGGAUGGUUUCUUUAAUUUAAACUGCACAAACAUACAAGGAUGUUUUUUAAAUGGAACCUUCUCUCAUGUGAUACUAAACUAGAGCACUUCAGUUUACAAAACAGCAAGUUCAUCUUGGUGGAAGCUAGCACAAGGGACUACAUGAGCAAAGGAUGAAGACACACACUUGGAUGCUGUUGCAAAAUUAUAGGCCAUGGCUACCUUACACAGAAGUAAUUAUACUGCCAGAAGGUGUCUGUGUACUUAAAACUUAUUGGCUAAAGCAAAUGAAUUUUAGGGUAUUACAUUCUAAUGGGGUUUUGUCCACAGCUUUAAAGAACAUAAUGUAAUAAAUAACACCAGUUAUUGUGUAUCCUAACUCUUUCCAGAGGCAGCUGAUGUUGUAUAAAGCCACCGUCUGCACAGCUUAGGAUCUACCACUAAAUGGUUUAUGUUUUGGGACACACCUUAAAUUGUUUGAAGCACUGCAGUUCAAAGUGUUACACUUGAGGGACUAUCUAGAUUUAAUAUAAAAAUACAGUAGAACCUUGAAGUAUGUAUCUGAAAGCUUUCUUUGGCAUGGAUAACAUUAAUUUGUUUUGGCUGGUCAUUGUCUCAAAAUGGCACUUUGCCACUUUUCUCAAAUAGAGUUGAGAAGUACAGUUGCAUUCCAUACUCCAAAGAAUUGUUUUGUUUCAUUAAAAAAUUUUUGAAAAUUUGAUGAAACUUUAGUCAGAAACUUUGUGGAUGGCCAUCAAGGAUUCUUGUAAUACUUUUUCUUUCUUUUUUUUUAAAGUUAUGAUGCUAUUCAAACAAACUAAUAUUGGCAUGCAAUAUACUUCCAGAGUGUGCAACUUUCAGGUUAAUUUUUGGUCAGUCCUGAGUUGUAGUAAAGUACAGCUGAAUUGCAGUAGACUUGCCCCAUAUGCUUUUCUUUGCACUGUCCAUGACACAGAUUUAAUUGCCACUAACUUUUUUUAAUGAUUUAAGUUUUGACUGCAUUGUUGAUAUUUGUAGUAUUUGCUUCAAGGUUAUACUGAGUAACUAGGAAAGUAGUGACUUAAGUAGUAUUUGAAAGGGAAGAGGGUAUUUAUUAUGCAUACUGUGAACUGCAUUGACAUCCUGAGUCUUGGAUGCAGCGUAUUGGGUUUUCUUUACAGCAUUUUAAUGAAGAUUGCUUUAAAGUGUUUACGCAAUAGCACAUUUACUAUAAAAAUUAGUUUAGCACAGUGGACAAAAGUAGUUAGUGAUAAUUUGUUAUCAAUUCUUUAACUUAUACAUCUGAAGUGUAUAAUUCUAGUAAGUACACAGUAAAUAACAGGUAGCCUUGGCCCUGUGUUGUACUCUGACAUUUUUAGCCGAGUUGUCAGCUUCUUGUUGCUGUGUUUUGUGCUGAACUUUGUACCUUGUUUCUUUUGUUUAUGAAUCAACACAUUUUAUGUAAUUUUGUAAAAUACUGGCCAUAAUCUUUCAUUGUUAUACAUUCAAGUUUAACUAUGGGUUUACAGUGGCUGGUCUGUAUAAAAAUCAUUACACAAAAGAUGACUGAAUGCUUAUACCAGUUGCACUUAAAUGAACAUGCCCAUUCUCACUAGCUGAUGCAGUAAUAUAUUCAGUUUAUCUAUGCAUUGCUGGGAUCUUAAUAUAGACAGAGAGUUGUCUAAAGUUUGGAUUGUCAGCAAGUUGAAUGGACACUUUAGUUAUUUAAUAAAGACUUUUGACCAAAAUUCAGAAAAUUGUAUGAGAGAAAAAUGAAUUCCGGCUAGUCUGAUAGAUUUUUUUUUUUUUUUAAAUGCUGAUCUAAUUUAGCCUCUUGGCUAGCUAGCUGGUAUCGUUUACUUUUAAUUCCUUGUUAAAAUGAGGCAAUAAUUUGCAAGAUUUUGUAAAUAUGUAAAUUCUGCAUAUCUUUUUAGAUAUCUAUUUCAAUAUUUUCUGACUACUUCUGUGUAUAGUAACAUUUUUGUGCAUGCUUGAUGUGACAUUCAUAAAAUUUGUACCACUAUGACUUUAUCCAUGUAAAAUAGCUAUUUAUUGAAUUUUUCUUUUAAAAGCUGGACUUACUUAUUUUUCUCUCAGUUUAAACAUUUUAAAUGGAGAACUUGUUACUGUUUAUUAAAAGAAUUGCGUUUUGAGGGUCAUGAAGAUAACUGAAUUACAAACACAUGAAGAAGUUAUUGCCUUGAUUUUCAGAUGGUGAAGCACAAUUCUUAUAACAAACUGUGAUGAAUUCUUUGUCCUUUGCCACAUUUUUUUCUCUUCAUACAAACAAACCAAAAAUCCAUAAUGGGCAAUUGCAGUGUUGGUAGAUAUUUUCUUCUUUUUCAUGUACAGGGAAUCUGAAGAGGAUAGCUGAUUCAUUUAGAAGUGUAACUGGUGCUGUGGUUUAUAGCAAUACUUUUACUUUUGUUAGUCCAUAUGUCAUCUUCUCAUGCUAGAUUUUUAAACGUUGAGUUUUCCUCUUGUCAUGGUCAAACUGCUGAAUUUACUUGAAGGAUGUACAAUACUGUUUGAAGAAUACUAAAUUAUGUACAAUUAGGUCAAUGAAUUGUGCAAUUGUUUCCUGUUUUUAAUUUUUAAAACUGAGGGUCAAAAAUGUGUAAAAACUUCAGAUCCAGUAGAACAUAGUAAUACUACUUAAUUUUAACCAAAGUCUCUAGUGAGUAUUUCAACUUUUGAAUGUAAACUAAUGGAUAAACUGACCAAUGGGGAUGCUAUUUGCCCAGAGCUACAAGCACAUUGUCUGCAGACAGGAAACUAAAUACCGUAAUUUAUAAAUUAAUGACAAGAUUACGAUGUGUUGUUUGUUUGUUUUUAAUUCCUAUUUUGCAUUGGAAGGAGGAAUAUAUUGCCAGUUGUUAAAAAUGCAGUAGGUAUCAUUAUGGUCCUCCUAUCCUAAUCAGCCAGUGAUUCCAGUUGGAAAUAAGUACCCUGUGCAUAAUGACAUGAAUUAGUGACAAUCGGCACAAGUUUUAGUAUCAGAUGUUCAAGAGGAAGUUGCUAUUGUUGCAUUGGUUUUAAUAUUUGUACAUAAACACUGAUUUUUUUGAGCAUUAUUUUGUAUUUGUUGUACUUUAAUACCUGGUGUACAGUUCCAGAAAUAAAUGUCUGGAAACCUUU